UCACGUAGCUCGCAGAUGUGUUUUUCUCGUUCAAAUAGACUUCAUAAACCGUGUCGUUGUUAAUGUCCCUUUCAAAUGUAUAAACUUAAAGAUCAUUUUUCAGGAUGCAAUAAUGAAAUACCGCAGACUGUAUCAUUCGACGCUGCUGAGGAAAUGUAUUUUCAAAGGUAUCUUGAAAGUAUGAACUUUCUGCGCACUGAACAGCAAAGAGUGAAAUUCUAUAACAUCCUCGUCAAAUAUCUGCAGCUUCGAGGUCUUGUAAAGCGUCCCGGAGAAGCGCACCGAAGCCAGUGUCUAACAGCAAUUUCACCAGCGAGAUGCUUUCCAAAUACAAUUCGAAGAAACGGAGAUCUGGAUGAGGAGGGAUUUACAAAAGAAGCCCACCGGCUUCGGCUUUACGGGUACCCAUAUUUGGUGAAAUACCUCAGGCAGAUAUUAGUCGUUCGAAACGAGCAGAAGGCAUCUCGACUACACUACCUGCGACAGCGUCGCGCUUUUUCUGAAGCUGAACGUCAACUAGCCCGUUUAAAGUUGAGGCUCAAGGAAGAAACCAAACAGCGAAGAAUGACGAAAGAGUCGGAAACAAAACAGUCAGUGAACACCACACGUUCUCAGGCAACGCAAACGAUAAAAGAUUCUUCACAGCACAUGGAUAACAAGGCAAACAGCACCCCCACGCGUCAAUGCACGGGACUCUCCCUAAGUGAAGUGGAGGUUUAUCACGAUGCUGUUUCCAUUGCUCACACUGACUCUUACGGAUGACACCGAGGUGUUGGGUGCGUGGCAAAGAUUGGUCAGACAGUUGAGAGUGCCGCUCCCUGCACUAUGCUUCUGCAUUCGACCUGAUCCCUCUGACUCAAGCACUCCUCCUUGGUUGACAUGCACUCGCGAGUGUCGCUUUUUCCGGAACCCUGAAACCUACCUCAAGGAGUUGCUGGACUACGUUCACUCUCUCGAAUGAAGCUCUGUUUUGCGCAUUUCAAACCCGACAGGAAGCACAGUUUAACAACAUUUGUUUGUUUCUAUCUUCACCUCGUUCUCGAGGUUUGCUUUUCGAUUGCUCUUCCAUUGUCCUGAUGCACAUCGCCACACAAUUGUCACAUUCGUCGACACUGAUGGAACUAAAAUGAUCUCUUACACAUAAACCUAAGUAAACAGUCCUUCUUUUGAUGUUUCCCAACCCUAUUUUUAGUAAGUGCACAAUGGCUGUACUG
Molecule: messenger RNA, 1214 nt
Organism: Dicrocoelium dendriticum
Lineage: Eukaryota; Metazoa; Platyhelminthes; Trematoda; Plagiorchiida; Dicrocoeliidae
Source: the annotation of a GenBank genome assembly